AUGACCUCGGAAGCUUCGAUUCAAAUCAGCUUCAUCUCUAUUAUGAUCAUACGAGUUAUCAUGACUUACCAACAACACCACGUUUGGCACGUUUGGCCUGCCUGGGGUCAUGUCACUAGUACUGUUUCUCUCAUCAACGAGAUGCUUGAAGUGAAUCCGUCGUUAGUUGUUACCUUUGUUUCUCACGCUUUCCUAGACCUCAGCCAGUAUGCAGAUGCGCCACGAGAGCGAUUUCAUGUUGUUCUAGUCGGGGAACCGAAUCUGCUUAAUAAUAAGGGUGUGACGGUCGAAGACAUCACAAAUCAGUUGUCCAAGGGAUGGUUAGACACGCUUCAGCAGAUCAGCAAACCGGGGCGCGAGUGGCCAAGGCCAACAGCGCUGAUGCUGGAUCACAUCGGGUCGUUAGACACUCUGCCGCAGGCGCGACGAAUCUCGGGUACAGACUGUAAGAUCCUGUUAUAUUGGGCAGGUAGUGCUGCCCGUCUUUUCUCUUACCUUGCACCCUCAUCCGAAGGCGGAUUCAGCGACUGGGAAACAAUUGCCAACAAGUAUUUUUCCGACAAAGCCCUGCGUAAGGGAAGGAGCCUUGAUGAAAUAGUUGAGCAAGUCUGCGUUGCCAAAAACGGACACGAUGCUUUCAAUGGAACCGUGAUAAGUAUACCUGGUUGUAAGGAGAUUUACGACUAUGAACGAGAAUUCGGAGAGUUUGGCAUGAUUAGAACAGGUGAGCUGCUCAUUCUUUGGGUUGAAGUCGUCUCUUCGUUGCUUAGAGAGACAGUCACGCUUGUCCAAGCCACUGAUGGGAUCAUCUGUGCUUCAUCGAUGGCACUAGAAGGAGAAACUCUCACUGCUUGCAACAAGUAUACUACUGUAUAUCCUGUUGGAGUUCAGAUAGGGCCCAAGAACUGGUCCCGGGACGGACUGAUUGAGGAUGAGAGAAUACGUUCUUAUCUUGACCGCCAUGGCAAGGAUGAGGUCCUCGUCAUCUCAUUUGGAUCUAUGGUCUUUCCAACCAACCGCGCAAAUUUUCAGGCUCUGAUAUCCACCUUGAACGAGAUGAAAUAUCCAUUCAUCUUGAUCAUAGGGGGAAUGCAUGCGAAGAAAUUCAUCGAUGCUUCAGAUAUAAGAAAUAUUCAGAGUAAUGGAGUGGGUCUUGUGUGCGAUACAUGGGUCGAUCAACAAGCAGUCCUCCAGCAUCCGUCGGUGGGGGUUUUACUUGCUCACGGUGGAUGGAAUUCGAUGAUGGAAAGCUUUGUGCAGGGCAUACCACUCGUGGGCUGGCCGCUAGCUCCUGGAGAUAAUGCUAUCAACGUGGCAUUGGCGGCAACGAGGGAUAGACCUAUUGCAUUUGAAAUCAUGCAGAUCAGGACAGGCAGCGCCAAAGCCAAAGCAAGACGAGGAGGCCCUGAUAUCAUUGGUAGCAAAGAGAUUGUAAGACAAGAGUUUGAGGAAAUCUUGCGCAAGACAAAAGAAGCCGAAGGGAAACGAAUCCGUGAAAAUACUCAGAAUCUUGCUGCUGAGCUGAGAACGGAAAAGAGGGAAGCUGCUCGGCAAGUGAUUACCACCUUGGCAUUUAUUUGA
Colletotrichum gloeosporioides is the source of this 1581-nucleotide messenger RNA. Its product is annotated as UDP-glycosyltransferase 72B3. The record is from RefSeq and is a predicted model, not a curated record. The transcript has 7 exons. Gene Ontology annotation, molecular function: UDP-glycosyltransferase activity. NCBI's taxonomy places the organism in Eukaryota, Fungi, Ascomycota, Sordariomycetes, Glomerellales, Glomerellaceae. The coding region runs from base 1 to 1581 and encodes 526 amino acids.